CAUAAUUCCCGUCGGAAUGGCUGUGAUCGCCUCCCCCCGUUCUGUCCAGAAACGGGGAUGGAGCAUCCUCCAGCAUCACAUGCCUCUGUACCUGCUCUCUCCUCCAACAUGGACCAGUGUUUGGUCCUGACGUCAGCCGUUACCGCCCUGCCUGCAGUAUCGGAGCCUACAGAGGAGGAUGGAGACUGAAGAAAGCGGCCUCGUCGUGAAUCCCAUCCGGAGCUGGAAUUAAAAAACUGCACCGAGAUCCCCCGGAGACAAGUGUUAGGGGGAGAGAAAAAAAACAAGAAAACUUUCGGAUGGGGACACCGAAUCGUGGACCUUUAACGUCUGGCGCGAGCAAAGAUGCCCCGCAACUGCGGGACGCGAGGGAGCGGCGGGCUGUGUCGCUCCGGUCGGGGGGUUCCUCAGUUUGGCGGAGCUCCCGUGGAGGCGAUUUAGGGAAGACGUUCACCGGGUAGACAUCUCCAAACCCCUCCCAACAGCUACGGGCGGCACCGCGGAUUUGAUCGCGAGGUGAAGAGGUACCUUUUUAAAAGGGUGGAGCUGCGGUUCCUUUAAUAAAUGAUGAGGAAUUCCGCUCUAAUUGUGAAAGGUGGAUUUGAUGUUUAUGUCUGACUGACGCCGACACUCAACCUCGGCGCCUUGUUUUCGUAUCCGAACAAUGACACAGGUGAUGUUAUGUCACCGGAGCGACCGCGAGGGACGACGGUGGCCGCUGGCCGGUGCGGGACCACCUCUGGCAUUCAUCUGAAAGCGCCCUGAUCGCGGCUCCUCCAUGGAGGCUGUUUAUGCAAUCCGACGCAGUGGUUGCAAGUGGGCUGAUCUGAAGCUACCCCGCCGCCCGUGAAUGAUAUGAUCCCCCCCAGAACUGCCAGGCCUUUUUAUGUUUCUGUGAAAUAUGCCCAGGCCUUGCGUAAAACACAAAGUGAGCGGGCUGUCACCGCGCAGCGAUGAGACGACGCUCUGAGACGGGGGCCCCUCUCUGAAUUUAAAACAAAGCGGGGACAUCCAUCGAGACCGACCAUGUCGAAAGUUGUCAGCAACAAGGAGAAGAAAUCCUUCAGCAAGAAGCUGUUCAGGAGGAGCUCGGUGCGCUCCGUGGGGAGCUUCAUGAACAGAGUUCUCCGGACUCUUUCCACUCUAUCUCAUUUCGGCACCGAGGAGCAGGCCGCCGAGGACGAGAAGGACGAUGCAACUUUGCUCCCGAGCACCACGGGGGGGUCGGUGCCGUCUGACGACAGCGACUGCGGGGUCAUUUUCACCUUCGGCGACAAAGUUCCGGGCGUCGCCGGGCUCAAGAACCACGGCAACACCUGCUUCAUGAACGCUAUCUUGCAGUGCCUGAGCAACACGGAGCUCUUCGCCGAGUACCUGGCCCUGGAGCAGUUCAAAGGAGCGGAGACGAGCGGCGCCAACGACAAGGCCAAGUCUAACGGGGUGCUGGUGCAGAAGAAGGGGUGCCUCCAGCAGCAGAAGUCGGGGGAGGUGACCGAGCAGCUGUCCGGUCUGGUUCGGGCGCUGUGGACCUUCGAGUACACACCUCAGCACAGCAGAGACUUCAAGAAUGUGGUGUCGAAGAGCGCCCUCCAGUUUAGGGGUAACUCCCAGCACGACGCCCAGGAAUUCCUCCUCUGGCUGCUCGACAGGGUUCAUGAAGACCUCAACCAGAUCAUCAACCCCGACAGCAGACCUCCUAGGAAGCCUCCAGUAGAAGAAGAAACUGUCCCUGAAGGAUCUCCACUACCAGCACCUGGCUCUUUUGUACAGGAACUGUUUCAGGCACAAUAUAGGUCCUCCCUGACCUGCCCUCACUGCCAGAAGCAGAGCAACACCUUUGAUCCUUUCCUCUGCAUCUCACUGCCAAUCCCGGUACCUCACACACGGCCCCUGUAUGUGACAGUGGUGUACCAGGGAAAGUGCUCCCACUGUAUGAGAGUCGGUGUGGCCGUGCCUCUCUCUGGCACCGUGUCCAGGCUGAGACAAGCUGUGGCCCAAGAGACCAAAAUCCCCAACCAACAGAUUGUCCUCACUGAAAUGUACUACGACGGCUUCCACCGCUCGUUCUGCGACGACGACGACGACCUCGAGAUCAUCCAAGAGAGCGACUCCAUCUUUGCCUUCGAGACACCCGAGCUGUUCAGACCGGAGCAGAUCCGCUCCAAGCGAGGCGGGAGCCCACAUGCCAAUCUCAACCAGAACAACCUGAAGUACGGCACGGAUAAUAACAGGAUAUCCACACAGAUACAAGAGCCUACGACGCCGCCGCAGAGCCCCAACAAGAACAGCGGGCAGGCCGAGAAGAUCGUCCUGCUGGUGUGCAACAGAGCCUGCGCAGGACAGCAAGGACGCAGGUUUGGUAAUCCGUUCAUUCUAUACUUGGAGCGUACGGUGACGUGGGACAUUCUGCAGAAAGAGAUCCUGGAGAAGAUGAAGCAUCUUCUGCGCCCUGGAGUUCUUGUGCAGGUAGGACCCUUCACUUUGCGUGUGGUAGGAGUGGUUGGAAUCACGUACCUCUUGCCCCAGGAGGAGCAGCCACUCUGCCAUCCCUCUGUGGAGAGAGCAUUCAAGUCCUGUGGUCCCGGAGGACCCCCUCAUGUCAAAAUCGUUGUGGAAUGGGACAAGGAGACGAAAGACUAUCUGUUCAAAAGGACCGAGGAUGAAUACAUCCCAGAUGCUGAAAGUGUGCGUCAAGUAAAGGAGCAGCACCUGCAGCCUCAGACCUGCUCGCUGGCCCAGUGCUUUCAACUCUACACCAAAGAGGAACAGCUUGCGCCUGACGAUGCAUGGCGAUGUCCUCACUGUAAGCAACUCCAGCAGGGAAGCAUCAAGCUCAGUCUGUGGACGCUGCCAGACAUCCUCAUACUUCACUUGAAACGCUUUAGACAGGAUGGGGAUCGACGAAUGAAGAUGCAGAACAUGGUGAAGUUCCCUCUGACUGGCAUGGACAUGGCACCACAUAUGGUGAAGAGGAGCCAAAGCAGCUGGAGUCUCCCCUCACACUGGUCGCCGUGGAGACGGCCUUAUGGGAUGGGCCGUGAUCCGGAGGACUACCUUUAUGACCUAUACGCAGUGUGUAACCAUCAUGGGACCAUGCAGGGAGGACAUUACACAGCUCACUGCAAGAACUCCAUUGAUGGACAGUGGUAUUGCUUUGAUGAUAGCGAUGUUAAUCCCAUAUCUGAAGAUGACGUCUGCAAGCAGACUGCCUACAUCUUGUUUUAUCAGCGACGUGCCACAAUCCCAUCAUGGUCUGCCAACAGUUCUGUGGGAGGAUCCACCAGCUCCUCCUUGUGUGAGCACUGGAUUAGCCGGCUGAUGGGAAGUCGUCCACCCAGCCAAGCCUCAUCUGGUUCCUCCAGACGCACCUCACUGGCCUCCCUCUCUGAGUCCGCUGAGUUUGCUGGUGAACGGAGCGAGGACGAUGGCUUUUCGAAUCGACCAGCAGUGAGAGGCAUGCAAAGGCAAACAUUCUCCUCAAGAUCCUCCAUUGCCAGCCCGCUAGUGCUGAGUGAAAAUGGCACAAAACCAUCCUGGCCACACUCGGCUAAGCUCCAGCUCCGCUCCAACUCACCUUCGCGCUUUUCCCUGGAGUCCCACUCCUCCUCGCCGACACUGGAGAGGAUAGGAGAGGUGGUUGAUAACAAGCUGUCAGCCUCAUGUUUCCCUGGGUCACCUAAGCCAGAGAAACUGUCAGGGGGCAAGUCGGCCCUUGCCACUUUGGACAGUAAUGCAGGCGGUAAGAGGCUGACAGAGCAGGUACACUCCAAGGCUGUGGCACAGACAGAGCAGAGGAGCUCAAUUCAGCCAGGGGAUAACAACAAUGGAGUCACAUCUACUGAACAGGUCAGUCCUCGACACGGCGUCGCUGCGAAAGAGCCCAAACAAAGAAAUGGGACUGCGGAUGGUCCAGCUGCGAAAAGAACCUCAGCCAAGACUGGCAUAGAGAGUGAAAGGAGUCCCAAGAAACGCCCUGCCACCUCCUCAACAUCAUCCAGCUCUCUCUCUCCUGCAUCUCCAGCCAUCGACAAGUCACCGUCUCGAACGCAGCCCAAGGGUGUAGCAUCAGCGUCGAACCCUAAGGACAAAAGUGAUGCGCCACCUAAAAACAGCAGGAGUGGUUCCUCAAGAACAGCAACCCCCUCCAAGAAAGGGUCAGCCCAGACCUCAGAGGUAUUACAUCCAGACUCAGCCCAGCAAAGGAAGAGUGGUUCUCCGGGAUUACAGAGCUCACACCCUCAGAGGAAGCCGUCACCCAGAGCGGGUGCCGAAAAAAGCUCAGCCUCAGGAAGGACUAAAGCAGCAGACAGGAGCACUAGCCGUGAAUCCUCACGGACCAAUGCAGUGUCAGAGAGGAAAGUUAGCCACGGAGGUCCCCCCUCCAGGUUGAAUUCAGCUAGUAAGGGGGAUGGUCGGCCAGGUAGGCCUGCAGAAAACAGGGCAGCAGGUCGAAGCUCAAGCAGCAGCUCGUCCAUGGCUAGCCUCCGUUCCUCAAGCGUAGGUGUUUCCUCUGCGAGCGCAGCUCCACCAACAAGGGGACCUCGAAGGAACAGUAAGACAGAGGACAAAGGUUUGUCCUUCUUCAAAACAGCUCUGAGGCCCAAAGAGACCCGUAAACCAAGCGAUAGUGGGAAAGCAGGGGCGGGAGACGCCAAAGGAAGUCCCGAGGAUGGUAGUGGGGACGCAGCCAGGGAAGGCAUCCAGACUAAUGCGACCACAGCCAAAGACAAGGAAUCCUCUAAAGCGUCAGCUGCAUCGAAACAUUCGCUGCUGCCCAACACCAAGUCUAAACUCUCUGCAGCAGAAACUAACAGCCAAUCCUCUGCCACAGCGAAGGACCCUUCAAAGAAAGAGCCUGCUAAAAAGACGUUACAGUCCAGGAAGAUCCCCAUCAAUUCUACACAAACUAGCCAGAGAUCCAAGUGACUGAGGGUCUGACAACAAUCUCUCCUGUGCAGCUCUGGGGUGUUUUAACCAUCAAACUAGACUAGGUGUCCGAACAACUUUGAAGCACCUGUAGCUUUUCAGUGUUCACUGAAUACCAGCUGCCAUAUUGGACACUUCCUGUCCACCUUGUUAAAUAGCUAUUUAGGAAUGGAUUUUAACAAAGCACUUUGUAUGGAUUGCAUUGAUUUUGGGGAAUAUUAUACUGUAUUGUAAAUAAGCAUGGACAUGUAUUGAAAUUAUUGCCUUGUUCUGUCUGUAGCAUUGUUGGGAGAAAGACGUCUUGGCCGGAGGAGGAAAUAAAAGUCACUUUGCACAAGAAGGGAAGAGGAUAUAAAUGGUGGAAAGAAACUUUUGAGACACAUCAAACGUGGACUGCUCAGUCACCAAAGGAAGUUUACUGGCAAUUUUUAACAUGCUGAUGCAGUGGAGUAUUUUCAACAAUCUUUAUGUACAGCUCUCCUUCAGUACCGAGAGCCAUAUGUCAACAACAACAAACGUCAGUGCCUCAGAUAAUCAAAGAGAAAUAUUUAAUCUAAAUUGUAUAACUGCAGGUGUUGGUAAAUUUGUAACUCAAUUUUAAUAUUUAUUUAGCACUGAAAAUGUAAUUUCAAGUCAAACACAAUUACGCCUAUUUAACCUGAACUGCUGUUUACAUAUGCUCUUUAAUGUAGUAACCCUGCAACAGCCUUUAACAUUUCCGUCCAGCCAAAAUCUGACUGUCAUCGAGAGGCCGAGGAGAAGUGCAGGGCCGAGGCACGCGUUGCUGGCGCAGAACGUCCGGAGGCCCUGGUUUAAAGCGGUUCUUACGAUGUUUGUGUUUUGUUUAACGGCCCGUUGCGCCUCGGCCGGCCUCCGGCCUGUCACCACCUCUGCCCUCCGGCUGCUGAUGCCAACACUCAGCGGCGGCUCCUCAUGGGGAUCAGCCUCUUCAGACUGCCAGACAUCUCCAAACAUUCCUCUCAGAUGAACACAGGGUCUAAUGUAAAAAGCCACCAUGCACACGACAUUCAAAGACAGCUCGGAUGCCUUCGUUGUACACCACACACGUGCGCAUGGUGCGUUUGAGUCCGCCCCAUCCUCUGUCUUCACGCGUGACAUCCCAGCUUGCGCACAUCUUUAGCAGCUCGCAAUCUCAGAACAGGUCGACGCGCUGACAUGACCGAGAAAGGAAAUCACCGUUCUUGAAGUAUAUGACAGUUGUUGCAUGAUAAAAUUGCUUAUGCAUGCACUUAACUAUGCAAGCAGAUCCUUGCUAAUGCCCACACCGAGUAUGUAGAAGUGCUUACUCCUGGAUGUGUAUUUAUUUCUAAAUUGUAUAUUUAUUUUUUUUCGUUUAUUUUUUUCCAAAUGCCAGCAUCAGAGAGCAUGUUAAGGCAUCCUUUAUUAAAGCUUUGUUUGCACAUUAAAUCAAAGUAAUAUACAUUUUGUAUGAAUGAUAAGUAUUGCUCAUUCACCCUCUCAAAGUAAAUCACUUGCAAAUGAACGUUUUCUGGUUUCAUUUGUCUCACUUUUUUAUUCUUCUCCACGGUCCCAUUUUUUUAACACGAAGGUUUAAAGUUUUGUUGCAGUUUACAACUUGUGGUAUGUUGUUUUUUUUUUAUUACUCAUUACCUGUAACAAUUUACGACAAAUGUAAAUAAAUGCUAAUAAAUAGAGAUUUAUAGUGA
This is a messenger RNA of Mugil cephalus (flathead mullet), 6614 nucleotides long. RefSeq names its product ubiquitin carboxyl-terminal hydrolase 31-like. Lineage: Eukaryota; Metazoa; Chordata; Actinopteri; Mugiliformes; Mugilidae. The record is from RefSeq and is a predicted model, not a curated record. Gene Ontology annotation, molecular function: cysteine-type deubiquitinase activity. The transcript is spliced from 17 exons. Bases 1027 to 4926 code for a protein of 1299 amino acids. Gene Ontology annotation, biological process: protein deubiquitination.